Molecule: messenger RNA, 1671 nt
Organism: Notothenia coriiceps (black rockcod)
Lineage: Eukaryota; Metazoa; Chordata; Actinopteri; Perciformes; Nototheniidae
Gene: tnfrsf11a
Product: tumor necrosis factor receptor superfamily, member 11a, NFKB activator
Exons: 9
Coding region: 126-1595 (489 amino acids)
Biological process (GO): multinuclear osteoclast differentiation; positive regulation of bone resorption; tumor necrosis factor-mediated signaling pathway
Cellular component (GO): external side of plasma membrane
Molecular function (GO): tumor necrosis factor receptor activity; cytokine binding
Source: RefSeq, a predicted model, not a curated record
GGGCCUCAAAAUCUAUCAACCAGUGUGAAGAUGAAAGAUAUUAUUUAAAAGGCUCUUCCAGAUGCUGCAAGAAGUGUCAACCAGGCUUCCAUGUGUAUUCCGACUGCACAGAAUCCGAGGGCACUAUGUGUAGAAAAUGUAACAGCGGUGAAUACCAGCCCGGAUGGACCGAUGAGAACCACUGUCUCCAGCAGAAGAUCUGCGACGAGCAUAAGGGUUUCAAGAAGCGGCUUGAGAACUCGAUGGCGGAAGAGCCGUGCAGCUGCCGCUCCGGCCUCCAGUGCAGUCCCAUCAACUGCGAGUUCUGUGAGAAGAUACCCACCUGUGGCGCUGGGUAUGGACUGGAGGUGGACCCCGAGUCUUCUGAUGAAAUGAAGACGUGUGUUCCGUGUCAGAAAGGCUUCUUCUCUGCUGAGAACAGUGCCGAACAAUGCAAACAAUGGACUAGUUGUAAUGCGGAGGGCAGGAGUGAGAUGCAGCCCGGCAGCGCCCAGGCAGAUGCAGUGUGUGGACACCCUGUCUCUGCCCCCUCCUGGGUUAUCGUUUCUGUUCUGUCAGUCAUCACGGUGCUGUGUCUCCUCGUCCUGCUGCUCUUCUGCUACAAGGACAAACUGAAGUUACUCUCAGUAAACCUGCGAUCAUGUGUCCAGAAUCUGAAGAGGACUAGGAUUCAACAGGAGACCUUGGCCCCUCUUUACCACAGUGUAGCAGGAGUAGGCCACAAAUCUACUCCAUGUGAGAUGACUAAACUCGUCUGCCAAGCGCCCCACAGCCCCGCCAAUGACCUCCAGUGCACCUUCCCCACCUCUGUCCCCGAGGUCAAGGUUUCCCUGCCCUUCACGGGGGAAAUGACGGAGGAAAAAGGGUCCAAGGAGAAGACGGUGAUGGAGGAUCAGAGCAAAGGGUCUGGAGAGCCCGAGGAGGUGUCAGAAGAUGAGGGGAUCGUGGUUGCGUCUCCUCUCCUGGCAGGCUUGUGUGUGUGUGUCAUUCCCGUCAGCGAGCCACUGGAAGUCGGGGAGAACGAGGACUGCAGUCAGGCGGUGAACCCCGGGACCCCAGGAACCUGCUCCUGUGGAGGGCUGGACGGAGACUGGGAGAGCGGGAGAGAGGAGAAAAGUGGGGAUUCAAAUCAAGAAAAGAUGGCUUUGUCCCCUGGUGUUGCACCUCUUGUCUCUCUUUCUCCUCCACCCCUCCGCACCUCCUCCGAUGUCCCUUCCUCCACACUUGAGCUCUGCCUGCCGUUGUCUCAGGCUCAGGUGAGGCCAGAGUUUAAACCUCACCUCACUGACAGAUUGCUGGUCAAACAGGAGGACUUAUACAGACUGAAAAGUACAGACUCCAGUUUAACAGACACUUCGGUCAGCCCAUUGCUGACUUCCUCCUCUGUUGGAGAUCUCUACCUGGACCCUGAGACCUCCAGCCCGGAGCAGUGGGGGGUCAGCAGGGGAAACAAGCUCUCCUCGGGGGGGUCGGAGCUGGAGUGCUCACCUGAGAGCCUCCACAGUCAACUGGCUGACCCAACUCCUACCUCAGAAACCUUUAGACACUGCCAAGGAGAAACAUCUCCGGGAAACGGAUUGUGGCUCCAACACUGAGGGGUUAUGGUUAGUACAAAAGCAGUAUUAUCAGAACUGAUCGGGUAUUAUUAGGUGACCAAGCUGAACGCAGCUA